AUGUCAAGUGGUGCCACUCCUCCCACAGGUGCUCCUGCACCCAGUCCUUCUCCGGCUCCAGCUGCUGGAGGGAAGGCAGCCGGAUCUCCCGCCCCAGGAGCAACUCCUGGUUCUUCAGCGGGUGCUACCACCACCACUACCAAGAAGAAGACGACCAAGAAAAAGGCAGCCGGUGGUGCUGGCGGUACGGAUAAGACCAAGAAACCCACCAAGAAGAGAAAAACGGCCAGCAAAUCGUCUGGAACCGCGGCUUCAAAUGCAGCGAUGGCAGCAGCUGCCAAAGCGGCAACGGCCGAUUUGGCACUGCAGCGUGCUCAGGCUGCUGCUCGCAAAACAGAUCCAUUGUGGUAUCGGAUCGAAGAUGUAUUACCCCCUGCAUCCACCAAGGCAGAAGCACAGCAACAACAUGAACACACCAUGGCCAGCAGCAGUAGUAGUAUUUUGCCAGAGCAAGUGCAAAUUGUCGAAAGUGCACUCAAAUUCAACAACAUGACCAGAAGUGAUGUCACGCCACAGGCAAUGGCUUGUCUAUUGGAACAGGCACGACGGUAUGCCACGGAAUUACAGGAAGAUGCACAGGAUUAUGCGGCACACGCAGCGGGAUUAUUUGUACCAGCGCCAGGUGGGAAAGGAGGUGCCACCGUGCCAAACGGUCCUUUGCCAGAACCAUCGCCCAAGGAUUUUUCCCUGGCGGCCGAAAUGAGACCGGAUCACCCCACAGCCGUGACGGCACAACUACCCAAACUCAUGCUUCUGGCUCAAAAAGUCAAUGCCGUGCCUUUGCCACCGAUUCCUCCACAUUGCUACAAUGGAAUAUUGCUGCCACCAGCGCCACACGCUCUCACUUCACGGACGUUUGAUGUUGUCACGGGUAGUCAUGUCGCUCAAAAGAUGAUCCAAGCACCUCCUGGUCCACCCAAGGCAUUUGCCAGCAGCAUGGCGGCGGCAGGACAACUAGAAAAGGCAUCGUCGGCGUCGUCGACAACCACUAAAAAGAGCAGCAAGACAGGGUAUGGUGCUACACGAGGCCCGCAAAUCCCCGUCAAGCUCAAGGCGGCCGAUGCGGCAGCGGCCGAUGGGACUUCGACACCCAAACCACCGGCAGCGACAUCGUCAUCAUCUACCGGUCCUACGCCAAUGGACACUUCCAAAAGUUAA
This is a messenger RNA of Seminavis robusta, 1158 nucleotides long. The record is from the annotation of a GenBank genome assembly. Lineage: Eukaryota; Bacillariophyta; Bacillariophyceae; Naviculales; Naviculaceae.